CGUCUGCUAUGAAAAAUCUACCUUGUAAUAUUCAUAGUAGGCGUAAUCAAAUUCACAUAGAUUUUUAGAUAGUUAGGCCUAUUCAUUAACAGUUGACUAGACUAGUUAUAAACUAAUUGAAAUUGAAUGUUCAUUGUUUUCUGAAAUUUAAAAUGAAUAAACCUGCACCAGUUCCUCUAUUUAACUAUCGCAAACGCCAGCGACAAGCAGUCAUAUCAGAUCCACAGCAACUGGCAUCAACUGCAUGUACUUCACUUAGCACAAAUUCCAUUGUCCCCAAUGAUGUCAGUUAUGGAUCUAACUCAAACCCAAGAAGUAAUUUCAAGUCAAAUCAAAAUGCAAUUGGAACAAAGAACAUAGUAACAAGUAAAGAUGUAAAUUCUGGUUUAAUGAGUUUAGAUGGAAAUUUUAGCAACAAGCUUGCAACUAGCAAUGAAAAACAAAAUAUUACAAGACAAAAUUCCAAUAUUGGCCAAGGUAAAAAAGACACAAAAGGAAUCCAACUGUCAACCACCAAUAAAAAUGUCAAGGUUAAUUCAACACCUGUGGGUCGAAGUUUGUCUACUUUUAACAGUUAUGGAAAUGUGCCAUCACAUUCAUCCACUAAUCAAGGAACAAGCAACACAUCUUUUAACUUUCAAAGUACAGGCAACAGAAAAACUACAUUCAGCAACAUGCAAAGCUUGGAAGACAGAAAUUCAAUCUACAAUCAGGGGAACUACAAUAGACAAGCUAGGGGUGCAAGUGUUGUGGGUGCAAGAAAUAAUGUGAAUAACCAGAAUGAAAGGAUGACUAUCUCCAAAACAGCACAUAACAAAUUAUCUAUGAAUAAAGGAAAUCAGAAAAAUGAUCAGGUUUUACAAAUGGGAGAUGACAGCAGUUUUACUAUGAAUAAAAGUGUGGAUGAUUUUCAGACUAAAAAAAAUACUAAGCCUAAGAUAGAAAAUAAAAAGCCUGCCCCUGAUACAUCAAUGCGCAUAUUUACUUGUGCAAUAUCUGUUCUUAAGUCCUGGACUUCCUCCAAAAUCAGUACUGGUUUGGUUAUGUUUGAAGUUUAUGGAGUUGUUGACUCUGCUACUCUCAAAGAUAAAAGUGGCACUGGGAAAGAGUUUAUGCUGAGAGAUGACACGUCAAGCAUUAAAUGUAUUUUUUAUGAAAUCGACAGACAAUUACCCAGACUAAUUAGAGGACAAGUAUACAGAGUUGUGGGUAUGGUGAAUCCAAAAACUGAAACUCUGAAGGUGGUUUCAGUGAGGUUGGCGGAAAAAGAUGAAAGGCAGAUCUGUCAGGUGGCCAGUGAAACUUCCCAGCGGGAGAUGGACAAUCUUGCUAGACUUCACAGUGAGCCAUAGUUGUAAGGUUAGAGAACAGCUUUCUGAUGGCAUUUGUUGAGCUCUUAAUACUACUGAAAUUUUGUUUUGACCUUUUUUUGUUGUUUUCA
Physella acuta is the source of this 1441-nucleotide messenger RNA. RefSeq names its product spermatogenesis-associated protein 22. Gene Ontology annotation, biological process: meiotic DNA repair synthesis; regulation of meiotic cell cycle; homologous chromosome pairing at meiosis. Lineage: Eukaryota; Metazoa; Mollusca; Gastropoda; Physidae. The record is from RefSeq and is a predicted model, not a curated record.